AUUAAAGACAAACAAGAAAAAGAAACUCAAAAUGAACAAUUUGUAAAAGAUCUUAAAGAACUAAUAGUAGAAAUAACAAAUAUAGAGAAUGAAUAUAAGGCAAUUCAAAGAAUGCCCAAAACUAAACUUGAAGAAAAAUCAACUAAACAAUACUAUAAAAAUGAAAUAGCUAAACGAGAAAGGAAUUAUCAGUACACAUAUGAUGAUGCUAUACAAAUACAACUACAACAAUUUGUAAAUAUGGCACUAGCAGAUAAACAACUAGUAAUGCAACAACUAGUAGAAGAAUUUAACAGCAAUGGAGAUCCAAAGAAAUGA
Messenger RNA from Racocetra persica, 318 nucleotides. The record is from the annotation of a GenBank genome assembly. NCBI's taxonomy places the organism in Eukaryota, Fungi, Glomeromycota, Glomeromycetes, Diversisporales, Gigasporaceae.